GUUUCGGGAGUGCACUAUUCUGAUUGGCUAUCAAAAACAACUGUUAAACCUUUUAACCAAUCACAAAAUUUCUUUAAAUCACAUAUAUUUCUCAACGGAAAUUAAACCAUCGCCUGCGUCCAUGUUUUUUUAACGCCAAAAGAGAAAAAAAACCUGUGUUUAUUUAUAAACUUUAUAAAUUUGUUAUAAAUCCCCGUUUUUCGCGUGUGAAAAAUUAAAUUAACAUCUUUUGGAUUAUUUGAUAAUUUAUAUUUUUUUCGUAGAGAAUAUUUAAUAACGUUACAAAUGAAAUACUAAUAAAUACACAACAAAUAAUUAUAAUGUUUACUUGACAGAGAGUGAAAUUUUGUUUUUAUUUCGCAAAAUAAAUCUAAUUUAAAAAUCAUUUUUCCUUUACGAUCGAAUACAUAAAGUAAAGGAGAAAAAUGAUGCCAACAAUGCCACCAGAUACUCAUAAAAUUUCACUAAAAGUUAUUGAAGCAGUUAAACAACAUCCAGUACUUUAUAUUUCUGAGGUUAAGAGCAGUGUUAUUAAACUUCAAGAAUUUCGGCAAAAAGUUUGGAAAAGAAUAUCGGACGAAUUGGGUCUUGAUCCCAGUUGGGUGAAAUUAAGAUGGAAAAAUCUUCGUGAUACUUACUGUCGAAUUUUAAAAUAUAAAAAUAAAACGGAGAAAGGAAUUCGUCGAAAAAAAUGGAUUUUCGAGGAUCAUUUAAAUUUUCUGAAAUUUCCCUAUGAAGUGGAUUAUGAGCCGCAAUGCGUUAUUCUCUCCGAGGAAUAUGUAAAGGAAAUAAACGACGGUGAUUUAAGUUCAGACGAUCUUCUCCAACAGCUCGAGGAUCGAAACGACGAGGAUUACAGUGAAUAUUUAGAAUUAGAAGAAACAACGUCCGAUCCAAUAUUAUCAAAAAAGAAACUUGGAAGGCGGAAAAAAAGUCCCUCAUUCACCGAAUCUGAUGAACCAGUAGAGAAAAAAUUAAACCUCAAUUCAUCAGCGCAGGAAAUUGAAGCAAAAUAUCGAAAAAUUCGACCAAAAAAUACGGAAAAUGAUGAAUUUACACGUAAAAAUUCACAACUAAAUAAUGACCAAACAUUAAAUGUUCCUAGUCAAAAUUGUUUACAAACACAAAAUUUAAAUAAGAAAAAAACAAUUUUUCCAGGACAGGAGAAAUUAUUGCAAAUUAAUUCCAAAACAGUGGAAAGUAAUAAUAAUAAUAAUAAUAACAACAAUAAUAAUAAUUCAAAAUUCAGUGAGGAAACUAAUGUUAAUGCGGAGAAAUUAAUGAAAAGUAGUUUGGAAUUAUUUUUCGACAGUAUGGCGCAAACGGUGAAAAAAUUACCAUCACAAGCGCAGUUGGACAUUAAAAAGGACAUUUCACGAAUAGUGACGAGCGCAGAAUCGAGAUUAAAAAGCAAAAAAAAUCCCCCCAAGAAGGAGGAAGUUACAAAGACGAAAAUUUUUCCAAAAUUGGUACUCAUACCUUGUAGCAUGAUUGAUAAAUACAAGAAAUAAUUCUCUUUUUCUCUAUUUCUCUGAGUAAAUUUUCUUUUUUCUCUUUGUGAAUAAUAAUUUUUUUUAGUCCAUUUUUUUCAUUGUUUUUUUUCUCCUGUGAAUAAAUAAAUUUUUUUUUA
Molecule: messenger RNA, 1630 nt
Organism: Leptopilina heterotoma
Lineage: Eukaryota; Metazoa; Arthropoda; Insecta; Hymenoptera; Figitidae
Product: probable WRKY transcription factor protein 1
Exons: 3
Coding region: 426-1511 (361 amino acids)
Biological process (GO): regulation of transcription by RNA polymerase II
Cellular component (GO): nucleus; transcription regulator complex
Molecular function (GO): DNA binding
Source: RefSeq, a predicted model, not a curated record